CCUGGUGUGGCACAUCCGUAUACAUUUGUAACUGAAUGAGAAUGACUGGGGCAGCUUUCAGUGCGACAACAGUUGGAGUUAUACAAAAUGGUUAAUUGGAUCUGCGCGAUUAGCCGGUAUCACACAGUGUGUGGUGAGAACGUUUCGGGUAUCGCUUAACCUCUCUCACUCCUUUACUUACCAAGUUCAGGCGAGUUUAACUGGACAGUAGGAUUAAUUUAAUCGUGGGAUAGGCUGGACAAUCUACCUGUCCGCAGCAUCACAAGCAUACAGAUAGUUGCAUCCCUGGCCAGACAUGAGACGGAUCAGCGUGUUGUGGUUGGCGGUUGUUUUGUCAGCAGCACCCUGUACAGCGGAUGUAACCGCAGAUUUCAACCAAAUCGUCAACGACUUCUGGGAAUGGCGCCUUGAGAAUUAUCCCGAAUUUGCGACAUCUAUCGGCGAGAAUAAGUACAACGAUCGCCUGACCUCUUACAACAUCAGCACAUAUAAUGAGAGGAAGGCCAUGGUGGAUGCUAGUCUUGACAAGCUCAGCAAAAUAGACUCCAAGUCUUUGGCCAAGGCGGAUCAGCUUAAUUUGCUAUAUUUAAGGACGCCCUCGACACUUAUUCCAGUGGAUAUGAUUGGUUCGAAUACGGUACUCUAAAUCCAGUGAACUUCCUGGAUGGAUUUCAAACAGACCAAGUUACAUGGCGUCCAUCUUGCCAUUUAAGACGGAGAACGACUACAACAACUACUUAAAGAGAUUGGAGCAGAUUCAGACCAGGCUAGCAGAGCAGACAGAUUUGUUCCGUAGAGCGAUAGCCUUGAACAGAACGCUGAACAGGGUUUCUGUGAGUCGAGUUCCAGGUCAAAUUGAAAAGUUCCUUACUGAUGACGUCAUUCAGUUUUCCUUAUUUGGACCGUUCAACGAGACAUUGGAUAAUCUUACUCUCUCUGAAGAAAAGAAAAAUGAAUUAAGAGGCCGUGCAGUAGUCGUGCUUAUCAACAACGUUAUGAAUCCUUACCGGGAGUUUAAAACCUUCCUGGAAAACGAAUACAUACCAGCAACCCGUGCUGGAUGGGGUGUUAGUUCUUGGCACAGAGGUCAGGAGUACUAUAAGGCAUGUUUGAAAUGGCAUCUAUCAGAAGACAAGACCGCUGAAGAAAUCCAUGAACUUGGCCUUCAGGAAGUGUCUCGUAUAAGCGGACAGAUGUUAAAGAUCAUACGUGGAAAAGAUUUCAACGGAACCAUUAGGGAAUACUUUCAGCUCCUGAAGGCAGACCCACAGUUUAAACUGAGUUCAGGGGAGGCGAUACUUGAAGAAUACAAGAGCAUUGUCUAUAACAGAGUCAACAAAAAACUGAAGGAUUAUUUUGAGAAUAUACCCAACUUACCUCUAGAGAUAAAGCCCAUGCCGUAUGAUGGUCCAGGGGGAGCCUACUCGCCAGGAUCUGCGGAUGGAUCCCGCCCUGGUAUCUUCUGGGUAAAUGUCCUCAGACCAAACGCUACAAAUACAUUUGACAUGAUGGCCUUGACCUUGCAUGAAGCAAACCCGGGGCACCAUAUGCAGAUUAGCGCCAGUUUGCUCUUGGAUCAGCCCAAUUUCCGAAAGUAUCGCUUAGGUUCUCGUCGAUUCAAGAUACCGUUUAGCUUUCCCAGUUACACGUCGUACACCGAGGGCUGGGGACUCUACUCUGAAUACCUGGGCGAGGAGAUGGAACUGUACAAGGAUGAAUACGAACUACUGGGUCGAUAUGCUGGAGAGAUCUACCGUGCUUGCAGAUUAGUGGUGGACACUGGACUCCAUUCUCUAGGCUGGGAAAGAGAAGAAGCCAUACAGUACAUGUUAAACUACACGUCAUCGGACCGUCCUGACAUCGAGGUGGAGAUCGACAGAUACAUCACGUGGCCUGGACAGGCAUGCGCAUACAAGUACGGCGAGAUAAAAAUACUGGAACUACGUCGAAAAGCUCAACUGGAACUAGGUGACAAGUUUAAUCUGAAGCAAUUCCACGACGUAAUCCUUGGGUUGGCCGCUGUCCCUCUCCAGGUGAUGGAGGAUGCGGUGGACGAGAUGAUUCAACACGUGAAAGACGCGCAGAAACAGCCAAGUUCUGUGAGCCGAACCCAAGCUGAGUGGAUAGCACUCUCGUUUGCUCUCAUUAUUGCGCUCGCCAUUGGUGCAUAAGUCAACCAGUCAGCGAUAAGUGCUUGUAUACUUCCGCUUUAAUUCACUUGUCACUUCCGGUCCCUGUUUCCAUAGCAUCCGUUUAAACUCUUGCAAUAUGGAGAAACCCAACAUUUUGAAUACAUGACGAAAAUUGACAGUUACUCCACCAGUAUGACGAAUAUAAUCAUUUGGUUUAAGCGUCUACUAUGUCAGUAACUUUGUCCAGUACAUGAGCCUCUGAAAAAACUCAAACAUUCAGCCUGGAGAUCUGAGUCGCACCCGAAAACUGACUGGUGGGUAGUUCGUCUACCACGCCAUAUCUGAUACUGUUCAAGGGUAUCCAAGAUCUAGAUUUCGUAAAGUAUUUUUCGUUUUAAAAGGCUUUAAGUAUGCAUAUAUUUUUGUAAAGCAUUUUCCGUCAAACAACAAUGUUGGUCGCCGUCGUAUAAGUUAAAUAUUCUUCAGUACGGCGUAAGAAUUUAAUCAUACACAUAAAUAAAUGUAAAUAUUUUAGACACAUUUUGUUUCUUGGGAGGGGAGAUUUGCAGACAGAAUAAUUUGCUCUCACAUCGUAAACAUUUUGGUUUGCUAAAUAUAUUAUCAGCAACUUUAGCCUGUUGUCGGAAGGCUUUAGCAUAAGACACCUAAUUUACAAGUGAACUUCCACAUUCAAAAAUAAGAAUUUUUUCUCUCUAAAAACGUUUAACUUUGGGCACUACUUCUGCUGAUGUUUCUUUUUUUCUGUGAUCAAACUUUGUUCUGUUUUUUUUAGUUAAUUUCCUUAAAUGUGGAUGAAUGUUGUGUUUUGUUGCUUAACUUAGGGUUCUACAUAUUAGGCUUUUCCCUUAGCUGUUGGAUAAAUUUUGUGUUUAUUUUGAUAAAUUUUCUGCCCCAUACAUCAGCGCAUUCCCUUAAAAGUGGAGCAUCUUUGUGUUCUGUAGAUCACCAUUUUCCUCUGUAUUAUAAUAUUCCGACCCAACCGUACACUAUAAACAGAGAUCAUUUCAGUACCAUAUCAUAGUUAACUGGCUAUCAGCCAGAUAUAUUUAUGACACAUGGUAUCCUUACAUAUAACAGAAAUUACCGCUUCCAAAACAUUACACAUUAACCGGUCUUUUGAUCAUGGAGAUGACCUUGGCCUUUGUUGCUAGGCGACCACGUGAUCUAUUAUCUUAAAAGCGGAAGCCACAUCCAUGUAGGCAAGUGGCUAUUGUACAUUUAUAUUGUUCGUCGUGAAUAUUAAGACUGUAGAAUGUCUAAAGAUUACUGGCUGUGAUAUUUGGGUGGUAAAUUUUGAUUUCGUGUCAAAUUCUAAAUUAAGUUGUCUACAUUUGCGCAUAGGGGUUAAUUGUCCACAAUUCUUCCCUUUUUCGCAUGUUUGUUUGUCUCAACCAUUCAAACCUUAUAGGAUCUAUAUAAAUAUUCAUGAGAAGAUAGCAUAACGUCUAAGCCAAUCGAGAAACGCGUUAAGCUCGGCGGCUUUGAGAAAUUGUUUUAUGACACACAUUUUGGCCUAUUAAACUUUACCAUUAGUUGGCUAAAAAGAGGAAUAGUGAGAUGUAUACUAUAUAUACCGGGGUCGGUCAAGCAAAGAAAAAAAUGACUCAAGAAACUUAAAAUGACUCAAGAAACUUAUAUCGCCUCACACUAUUUUUAAGCACCCCUAUACGAGUAGACCUUCUCAAAAAUUAAAAGCAAGAGCCGUGGCGAGAUGGAAAAAUCAAUUCCCAGGAAGGUUACUUCCUGAAAUUUUGUAGCCCUUUGCUUCACCUACAGCGCUAGUUGCAGAUUGGACUUUGAUUGCAAUCGAACAGGAAGAGCAAAGUUUUAAAAAAUGACAAGCCCGCUAUCCUUUCACACGUAAUAAAUCCACCAUGACUUCCAUUCAUAUUAUUUCAUACCACUUUUCUGUUGUUUUGAAUGGACCAUUUAACUAUCUUCCCAAAUAUUUAUGUAAAUGAAUACGAGUGAAAUAUGAUAUAUGUGAAGAUGUGAACACAUUUACAUCUGUACAAAAAUAAAAGCCAUGGGUCAACAUUGAGU
Messenger RNA from Liolophura sinensis, 4196 nucleotides. RefSeq lists its product as uncharacterized. The record is from RefSeq and is a predicted model, not a curated record. Bases 690 to 2171 code for a protein of 493 amino acids. Lineage: Eukaryota; Metazoa; Mollusca; Polyplacophora; Chitonida; Chitonidae. The transcript has 19 exons.